AUGACUCCAACGAUGGUACCAGAAUCACAUGACGGCUUUAGCAACGAUUCAACGAAGGCACCAGAAUUACCUAAUGUUUUAAGUGACGACUUCAAUGACGCACCACAAUCACAUGAUAUGACAGCUCCAAUGAAGGCACCAGAAUUACAUAAUGAUUUAAGCGACAUCUCCAACAAUGGCACCAGAAUCACACGAUGGCUCCAAAGUCACACAACAACUUCAGCAACGACUCCAACGACGAUUACAUCAAAAUUCUGGUAA
Racocetra persica is the source of this 261-nucleotide messenger RNA. The record is from the annotation of a GenBank genome assembly. NCBI's taxonomy places the organism in Eukaryota, Fungi, Glomeromycota, Glomeromycetes, Diversisporales, Gigasporaceae.